AUGGUGAAGAUUGAUGCUUUAGAAGAGAGGUUUAAGCAGAGGUCAAGUGACUUCCAGAGGAUGCAAGGCGAGCUCAAAACCAUUAAGCAUUUUCACAAAAUAAAGGCCAAUCUGGAAGAAGACCUAAUCAGUGUACUGCACAAUGAGAGAAACAUUUUAGUCUGGCGAGAACAGAAUACAAGUUCUACACAGCACGGGCAGCUUGGUACAGCUUCACAUUCUGUGUUCAAGGAGAAUGUACGGUUGAAUGAGGCACUGAAUUAUUAUGUGAAAGAGGCGGAAGAACUGAAGAGGACCAAUGUAGCCUUGACAGAGAAGAAUGCUUCUCUUGCUCUCUUAAAGGAGACGAAUGAACUGAUGAGAAAAGAAAGCGAUUCCCAGCUGAGAUCCCAACAAAAUGAGAUUUCCGAGCUGAGGGCUAAAUUGGUCACACUUGAGCAAGCUCUGGGCAUCAAAUCUGGGGAGUUUGAGCAGGAGAGAGAAGAGGUGGAGCGGCGUGCCAUGGUCAGCAUGCAGGCCAACAGCACAGACCUCGAAAGAUUGGAAUUGCUUCUAGAUGCCCGCGAAAAGGAGCUGGGCCAAGUGAAACGGCUGGCUCAAAGCAUCAUCGAGCAGCGCAAAGAACUUGAGCUCUUCUUUCACGAAACUCUUGACCAUGUGAGGAAGGAAAUAAGAACACAACAACAACUCUACAGACAGGAGAUUCUGAAGGCAUAUCGCUGGAGAAUGAAUGAGGCUCGGGCUGGAAGGUUGGAGUAUCCUCGUAUACAGACCUUCUCUAAUGCCCCGCACAGCACCAACGAUGUUCAGACUGACCUGGAAGAAGCUGACAAAUGGUGUGAGAGCUGUUAG
Sinocyclocheilus grahami is the source of this 852-nucleotide messenger RNA. RefSeq names its product basal body-orientation factor 1-like. NCBI's taxonomy places the organism in Eukaryota, Metazoa, Chordata, Actinopteri, Cypriniformes, Cyprinidae. The coding region runs from base 1 to 852 and encodes 283 amino acids. The transcript is spliced from 5 exons. The record is from RefSeq and is a predicted model, not a curated record.